Molecule: messenger RNA, 604 nt
Organism: Galeopterus variegatus (Sunda flying lemur)
Lineage: Eukaryota; Metazoa; Chordata; Mammalia; Dermoptera; Cynocephalidae
Product: ret finger protein-like 3
Exons: 2
Molecular function (GO): protein binding
Source: RefSeq, a predicted model, not a curated record
AUGUGCAUUUUCUCCCUGGCAGUGGACGUGAGCGAACCCUUAACUGCAGUAAGCAGAUGUCCUAUCUGCUCAGCCUACCUUGAAAAGCCAGUGCACCUGAAGUGUGAAUGCAGCAUCUGCCUCGACUGCAUCAAUGCACUGCAGAAGGUGCCCCGUGUGGAGGGUUUAUUGUGCCCCUUCUGUUGGGUGAUUUCUCUCAAGAAUGACAUCAGGCCCAAUCGGCAGCUGGGGCAGCUGGUGUCCAGUAUCAAGGAGCUGGAGCCCCAUCUGAAAGCUGUUCUACAGAUGAACCCAAGGAUGCAGAAGUUCCAAGUGGAGGUGACCUUGGAUGUUGACACGGCCAACAACCGCCUUCUUAUUUCCAAUGACCUCAGGAGGGUCCGACGUGGGCACAUCAGACAGAAUCGGCAAUUGCUCCCUCAGAGGUUUGACGCUGGAAUCUGUGUCCUGGGCUCCCCUCGCUUCUCCUCUGGCCGCCAUUACUGGGAGGUGGACGUGGGAAAAAGCACAGCAUGGGACCUGGGAGUUUGCAGAGAAUCUGUUCCCCGACAAGGACUGAUGGAAAUGUCUCCAGAGAGUGGAUUCUGGACUGUGAGUUUGAGGG